GCGCUAACAGAGCUGCCAGACAGUUCCAGCGACCUGUGUACAUAAAUUGCUUGCCUGGCUGAUAAAAACACAAGUUUUUUAAAGCGAAUAAUUGCCUGAGAUUAGUGAGGCAAUUAAUAAAUCCCGAUUGACGAACAAGCUAUGUGAUCAGCAAACGAUUUAAAACUAUAAAACACCCGCAAGAUGGCCGACGCCUACUGCCUGACGAACUUUAUUGAUUUUUCGCUGUCGCUGUCGCUGCCGCUGAAACACCACAAUCGCAUCAAGUACACCUGCUUCGACAUCUCCGACAGCUAUAUCAUCUUCGGGGCCUCCUCCGGAUCGCUGUACCUGUUCAAUCGGAACGGCAAGUUCCUGCUCUUGAUACCCAACAAACAUGGAGCCAUCACCAGUCUCAGCAUUUCGGCCAACAGCAAAUAUGUGGCUUUUGCAACGCAACGAUCGCUCAUCUGCGUGUACGCCGUCAAUUUGUCCGCCCAGGCGACGCCGCAGGUGAUCUUUACGCACCUGGACCAAUCCGUGCAGGUGAGCUGCAUCCACUGGACGCAGGACGAGAAGCAGUUCUACUAUGGUGACUCCCGCGGACAGGUCAGCCUCGUCCUGCUCUCCUCGUUCAUCGGGCACAGCCUGCUGCUCAACAUGACCGUGCACCCGCUGCUCUACCUGGACUCCCCCAUCGUCCAGAUCGACGACUUUGAGUCCCUGCUUCUGGUGUCCAACUGCACAAAGUGCAUUCUUUGCAAUACGGAGUACGAGGAGUAUAAGCAGAUAGGGAAUCGCCCGCGUGACGGCGCCUUUGGAGCCUGCUUCUUUGUCUCGCCGCAGGAGUCUUUGCAGCCAUCUCGCAUCUACUGCGCCCGACCAGGCAGUCGCGUCUGGGAGGUGGACUUUGAGGGCGAGGUGAUACAGACGCACCAAUUCAAGGCCGCCCUGGCCACCGCACCUGCGAGGAUUCAGCGACCUGGCAGCGGAGCAGACGAACUGGACGCCAAUGCCGAGCUGCUGGACUAUCAGCCGCAGACCCUGCAGUUUGCCAAGGUCCAAAGGCUGAACGAGGACUUUCUGUUGGCUUUCACAGAGCUGGUGUAUGUGUUUGAUGUGCGACGAUCGGCGGUUGUGCUGUGGUGCAAUCAGUUCGAAAGGAUAGCCGACUGCCGCUCCUCUGGAUCGGAGAUCUUCGUAUUCACCCAAUCUGGUGCACUUUAUAGUGUCCAGCUGCAGACGCUGCAGUCGCACGCCGUUUCCCUCAUACAGCAGUCCAAGUUGCUGCCCUGCGCCAAUCUACUUCGCCAGCAUGUGCGGUACUUUGCGGACAAGGCUCGCGAGGAUUACGAGCUGAAGCAGCUGAAUCCUCUGAAGCAACUGCUCAUCGAGCGACAGGAGUACGAGCUGCUGAAUGAUAUAUCCGUGAUUUUCGAUGCCAUAACACAGUGCACGGGCAGUGCUUUGGACACAAGUUCGGGAGGAAGUUCAGCCACCACUGAGCGCAGUAUAAGUGGCGGAAGCUCAGCGAAAGCGCCAAAAGGAGUGUACGUUCUGGAGAACGCGUUCUGCGACAACCUGAAACAGCCGCUCAAGUCGGGACACUUCAAAGAUGCCCUGCUGACGGUAACUGGUAAAUUCGGCAAGAACAAUAAGUACAAGUUCAAUAUUUUCGCCGAAGAACAGCAGCAGCUGGUCAGAGAACUAAUCCCGGCCAGCGAGCGAUCUCUGCCGUUCAAGGACAUCAAGGCGCGCUACGAAUCCGGAGGCGAGGAGGAGGAGAUUGUUAGCCGCUGCAAAAAACCUGUUCCCCAGCUCCCGCAUCAGCCCGAGGAGAAGACCCUCUACAAUCUCUACCUGAUCGCCAAGAGCGCCAAAUUCAGCCGGACGCAGUGCGUCGAUCGAUACCGAGGGGUGUUUGAUGAGUAUGCCGCGGGGGAGCUUGUGAAUCUACUCGAGAAAUUGGCCCAGGUUAUGGUGGAGCAUGGUGAUACGCCGGAUGAAGCGCAACGCAACUGCUAUGAGAUGUACUUUGAUUACCUGGAUCCGGAGCUGAUCUGGGAGGUGGACGAUGCCACGCGUGAUCACAUAGCCGCGGGAUUUGUGCUGCUAAAUGCGCCCGAAAAUGCGGAGAUUGUAAAGUGUGAGCAUUGCUCGUUCCCGCUGCGCUUUGAUACCUCCUGUCAGUACCAUGAACUUGGAGCCGUGCUUCUGCGAUAUUUCUGGUCCCGCGGCGAGCAGGUCAAGUGCUUUGAUGUGGUGCAGUGUGUUCCGGCUCUAUUGGAUGUCCUAGCUAAAUUCUACCUAGCCGAACAGAACCUCACCAAGGUGGUGGCCAUCGUUCUCAACUACGGACUGCCGGAACUUCUGGCAGAUGUUGGCAAGCAACUGAGCGUUGGCGCCUGGGGUCGCUGCUUUGAGCAGUUCGUAGAACUCCAACGCGGAAAGCUGAUUUGCGCAAAUUGUGAGUGCAUUUCGGGCGUGGAACAGGAGCAACUAGGACGGCACUUCUUCUACAACUGGAACUGCUUUCUCAACAUCGCACUGGACCACAUGGCCGCCGGGGAUACGCUGGCGCUGAUCUUCAAAUGGAGCUCGUACAUUCCAAACGACGCCAUCGACCGGGAGUUCUACUCCCGCUGCCUGCUCAAGGGCUAGAAGAUCGGGCAUUAUUAUAUAUAUACGAUACUAUAUAGCCAUAUUUAUUGUUCCACUAUCUAAUCUCAAGCUAAGGCCAAUACCAAAAGCAUUUAUUCUAUAUAAACAUGUACACCCACGAUAUGUAUAUUCUAAAUACGAGAGUGCAUGAAUAUAUUCGAGAGUUCGAGAAUUCAAAAA
Messenger RNA from Drosophila suzukii, 2820 nucleotides. RefSeq names its product WD40 repeat domain-containing protein pink (gene p). The record is from RefSeq and is a predicted model, not a curated record. Gene Ontology annotation, molecular function: protein binding. Gene Ontology annotation, biological process: developmental pigmentation. NCBI's taxonomy places the organism in Eukaryota, Metazoa, Arthropoda, Insecta, Diptera, Drosophilidae. Gene Ontology annotation, cellular component: cytoplasm.